AUGAAUAGGGACACAAAUAGUAGUUCAGAGAAUGUAGGCAACACGAGUGGGAAUAGUUAUGAUAACAGAGCUCAUGUUGGAAAUGCGUACGGUGUCGGAGCAUGUGAGAGGAGUAAUCAACAGUUGAAUGUCCCUAAUGGGGAUAAAGUUAACCAUCUAAACAGUCACUCCAAUUUAGGUGAACCAAGAAGUACCAAUAGGAAUCACCAAACGUUGGACAGCAAUAAAAGUGGUUCAGUCAAUGUUAUAUUUAAUGACCCCCCCCCAAGUGGGCAACACAACAGAAGUAGCAUUAGUAGUGACGUUCCGAGGGAGGUAUACAUCCAUAGUCAGCCGAAUGAGGGGAAUGUGCACAAGACGAGCACAUGGCAGAGUAAGGAGGGAAGCAGCAUAAGUUCUCCUGCAAAUGAGAAUAACGCGGUUACCGCUUCGUGUAGUAAUGACCAGCCGCUCUGUUCACAGAAUGCUCAGCAGUUAAGUGCAUCCAGCGCAGCAGAAUCGGGGUACGCCAUUCACGGGGGUUCUAACCUAGCUAGCUACACUCGAAAUGAGAACAUUUUGCAUGAGGCUAAUAACUCCCUGAGUAACAUAAGUCAUGCACAACGUAAUGCUAUGCAAGUUAGUUUGGUGAGAGGUGCCCCAAAUGAUAAAACGAGUUUUGAUAGGGCCAAUGAAAGGACGUAUCAAAUAUAUGGGAGCAGCCAUGGCGGUUCCCCCAAUGCAGCGUCUGCUGGUGUACCUUCCAACAGCGUGGGCAGCCAGGCGGAUAGCGGCCACGUUAGUCAGGUGCAGCAGGACGCGCGCGGCGCGUGGGGCGGCGGGCCGCACAGUAAUGCUACAUAUAGUAGUGCUGCGUAUAGCAACGCUGGGUACUCUAACGCCCAGUAUAGUAAUACCUCAUAUAGCAACCCUCCGUAUAGCAACCUUCCAUAUAGUAAUACCCCGUAUAGUAAUACCCCGUAUAGUAAUCCCCCGUAUAGUAAUACCCCGUAUAGUAAUCCCCCGUAUAGUAAUCCCCCGUAUAGCAAUGUCCCGUAUAGCAAUGCCCCGCAUAGCAAUGCCCCGUAUAGCAAUGCCCCUCAUAGCAAUGCCCCGCAUAGCAACGCUCCGCAGAGCAGCGCGAAGGAGCACCACAGUGCGUACCAAACAGCGUACCAGCACAGGGCCUCUAACCAGCAUAGCGUCUAUAAUCAGCAUAGCGCUAACCGGCCCGCCGCUAACCAGCCCACCGCUAACCAUCCCGCCGCUAACCAACCGAGUGCGCAAAACUUUUAUGGAGGCCCCUCAAGCAACGAUGGCAACGCGUAUGGCAGUAGACCAUUCGGGAGCGCGUCAUAUGGAGUAAAUCCCGCCACAACUGCUGAUCCAAGUGGGAAUGCAAAACGGGAGGAUCAACAGGAGCGAGGAACGAACAGACAGAAAUACGAACGGUCAGAUGAAGAAUCCGUGGAAAGUUCAAGUUCCGAAAAUUCAAGUGAAAACGAAAAUGAGGUAACAGAUAAAGGAGAAGAAGUAUACACCUUGUUAAAAAAAACGAUAAAUCGUAUAGACAUGAACAAAAUCCCGAGACCUGUAAUAAACCCUCAAGAGAAAAAAAAAAAAGAAAUUUAAAUGAAGAGCACGUUGUAUCAGAUUCCGUUAUUUUCAGAGACGUUAAAGCUGUCUCAGAUUCCAUUUGGAAUUAUUGUAAAUCCUUUUGCAUGUCUAAACGAAGGAGAAAACGUAGACAAAAUAGAUAUGAAGGAUAUCAUUAACGAUAAAGAAGAAAAUAUAGAAAUUUUGAGAUGCCCCAAAUGUCUAAGUUACUUGCAUGCAACUAUAUUGGAAGACAUUUCUAGCACAGUACAAUGUGUUUUUUGCGACACCGAUUUUUUGAUUAAUGAAAAUGUGCUAUUUGAUAUAUAUCAGUAUAAUGAGAAGAUAGGACAUAGGGAGAGUAAUCACCAUGGGUAUUCUCUUUCCCCUUUGUUAAAGGGUAGUGUCGAUAUUAUUAUCCCCCCCAUUUAUUACCAUAAUGUGAAUAACUUCAAGUUGACUUAUACCUACUUGAGUAAGAACAUUAACCAAACGGCGUCCAUGAUUACAAAUAAGAUUAUGUCACUGACGAAGCAUAUUUCUAGUUCUCUAGUUGCUAAUGAUUCCAAAGGGGGUAAUAAACCGACUUCUGGUAGUGCUUUUGGUGAUUCGGGGGAGGCAACUUUUUUUUCAGGUGGUGGUUAUACCAAUUAUGGAGGGAUGGGAGGAUACAGCGCAUAUGACAGCCAAAGCGCAUACAACAAUCAUAGCGUGGUUAACAACCGAGUGGGCAGCAGCGCAGGGAAUCAUCCCUAUGGGAAUGACCACGCUGUGCAAAAUUUCGACAACCUGACGGACAAUGCUAACCUUACUAUGAAUGAUAUGAAAAAUUUGUUAUGCGAAAAAAGUGGCGAAUCGGAUACCGCCAAAAUGAGAAGAAAUUCGUUGCUGGCGAAAUACCCGCAAGUAAAAAAUAUGUUGCCGCCCUACUUUGUCUUCGUCGUGGAAUGCUCCUACAAUGCCAUUUAUAACAACAUAACGUAUACGAUUUUGGAGGGCAUUAGGUACGCCGUGCAGAAUGUGAAGUGCCCGCGGACGAAGAUUGCUAUCAUUACGUUCAACAGUUCGAUUUAUUUUUACCACUGCAAGAGGGGCGAGCAGGAAGCGGGGGGUAGCGGCGGUAGAGGUAGCAGUGGUAGAGGCAGCAGCGGCAGAGGAAGCAGCGGCAACCACCAGGUAAUCGUGAUGAGCGACGUGGAUGACCCUUUUCUGCCCCUGCCGCUGGAGGACCUCUUCUUCGGGUGCGUCGAAGAGAUAGACAAAAUUAACACCCUCAUAGACACGAUAAAAUCGAUGAGCACGACGAUGCAGUCGUAUGGGUCCUGUGGAAACAGCGCACUCAAAGUUGCCAUGGACAUGCUGAAGGAGCGAAAUGGGUUGGGUAGCAUAUGCAUGUUCUACACCACGACCCCCAAUUGCGGAUUAGGUUCCAUUAAAGAACUGAAAAAGGACUUGCAAGAAAAUUUUCUGGAGGUAAAGCAAAAAAUAUUUUACGAUUCCCUACUACUGGAUCUAUACGCAUACAAUAUCAGUGUAGACAUUUUUAUUAUUUCGUCAAAUAAUGUGCGUGUGUGUGUUCCGUCUCUACAAUAUGUUGCGCAAAACACGGGGGGGAAAAUACUGUUUGUAGAAAAUUUUAUAUGGCAGAAGGAUUACAAGGAGAUAUACAUGAACAUAAUGGACACGCUAACGUCUGAAGACAUUGCCUACUGUUGUGAGUUGAAAUUAAGAUACUCACAGCAUAUGUCGGUGAAGAAGCUGUUCUGUUGUAACAACAAUUUUAACUCCAUUAUCAGUGUCGACACGAUUAAGAUCCCCAAAAUUCGUCAUGAUCAGACGUUUGCCUUUUUACUGAACUACUCGGACAUAUCAGAGAGCAAAAAACAAAUUUAUUUCCAAUGCGCUUGCAUGUAUACCAACUUGUAUGGGGAUCGCUUUGUUCGUUUGCACACUACGCACAUGAAUUUGACCUCGUCCCUGAGUACAGUCUUUAGGUACACCGACGCAGAGGCCUUGAUGAGCAUCCUCAUUAAGCAGUUCUGCACCAACAUCCUGCACAAUGAUAAUUACUCCAAGAUUAUCAUCGAUAAUUUGGCGGCCAUUUUGUUUUCCUACCGCUUAAAUUGUGCCUCGUCUGCCCAUUCGGGCCAGCUGAUCCUCCCGGACACGCUAAAGUUGCUUCCGCUCUUUACCUCCUCUCUUCUAAAACACAAUGUCACGAAGAAGGAAAUCUUACAUGACCUGAAGGUGUACAGCUUGAUAAAGCUCCUCUCCAUGCCGAUCAUAUCGUCCCUGUUGUACGUAUACCCAGUAACGUAUGUAAUUCACAUCAAGGGCAAAACGAACGAGCUUGAUUCUAUGGAUGUGGAUGACGAUCUGUUUAUUCCCAAAACGAUACCAUCCAGCGCGGAGAAGAUUUACUCGAAUGGGAUUUACUUGCUCGAUGCGUGCACCCACUUUUACCUUUACUUCGGGUUUCACUCCGACGCAAAUUUCGCCAAGGAGAUUGUUGGAGACACCCCGACGGAGAAAAACGCGCAUGAACUGAACCUGACGGAUACCCCCAACGCACAAAAAGUUCAACGUAUCAUUAAGAACCUGACCAGGAUUCACCACUUCAACAAGUAUGUCCCCCUGGUGAUGGUUGCCCCCAAAUCCAACGAGGAGGAACACCUCAUAUCUUUGUGCGUUGAAGACAAAGCCGACAAGGAAUACAGCUACGUGAACUUCUUAUGUUUUAUUCACAAAUUGGUUCACAAAAGGAUUGAUGAGUCGUAA
Plasmodium cynomolgi strain B is the source of this 4353-nucleotide messenger RNA. RefSeq names its product Sec24-related protein. Gene Ontology annotation, molecular function: zinc ion binding; SNARE binding. The coding region runs from base 1612 to 4353 and encodes 913 amino acids. The record is from RefSeq and is a predicted model, not a curated record. Gene Ontology annotation, cellular component: endoplasmic reticulum exit site; COPII vesicle coat. The transcript has 7 exons. Lineage: Eukaryota; Apicomplexa; Aconoidasida; Haemosporida; Plasmodiidae. Gene Ontology annotation, biological process: endoplasmic reticulum to Golgi vesicle-mediated transport; COPII-coated vesicle cargo loading; intracellular protein transport.